Molecule: messenger RNA, 835 nt
Organism: Nomia melanderi (Alkali bee)
Lineage: Eukaryota; Metazoa; Arthropoda; Insecta; Hymenoptera; Halictidae
Source: RefSeq, a predicted model, not a curated record
UAACCCUCGUAGUACUGCAUUUAUCGCGUAUCUAUUUUUGCAGUAUUAUUACACUCUGUGCUUAAUUUUUUAAAUAAUUUAGAAUUCCUUUGAACAGGAAAGAUCCGAAAUUAUCCCAAGAAAUUGUGUAAUCAGUAGAACUGCGAAUCAUGAACACCGGUACGCGGUGAAUGAUCGGUGACCAUAAUAUUGUGUUAAUUACACCUGAUUUGAAAGACUGAUGAAGCCACAGUACACCUGACGAUCGAAAGUAUAAGUGGUCAACGAGUGCUUCUUCCUGCAACUUUUAACAAGGUGGAUCAUCGCUGGACGGGCAAGAGUGGUGUGCCGUGCCGUCGCGUUGUCCAUCUCGAGUAUAAAAGCCGCUUCUGCCGGCGCCGCGCUCAGUUUCGCUCCGUAGCGACCGAUUCUGAAACGACGCUCUUGACAUGGCUAUCCAUCUAACGUUGUUAGCGCUGCUGCUCGUGGCAAGUGCAUCUUUGGCAUAUCCACAAAAAGAUGGCCAGAUUUUUAGCAACGAGGCCAUAAAGCAAGCACAAAAUACCUACCUUAUUCCGAAAGACGCAACGAUACAGAAAGUACAAGAGGGUAUUGAAUUGGCGGCUUACGAGUCAAUUCCAGGCGAUCAAAAAAUCAACCUUUUUGAGAUCUUGGGAGAACAUGUGCCACCGGAAGUGGUGAACAACCUUCAAGCUCAAAUUGAUCAAAUAGGACGACCUUAGAACUGGAUCUUGUUUCUUCACCAUCUAAAUCUUUCUUGUAAAAAAAUUCUUUAGUCCUAAGUUUUGUAACGAAUAUUUAUGACAUGUGAUCUUUUUUUAACUAUGUAUUUAGA